Messenger RNA from Trichechus manatus latirostris (Florida manatee), 5543 nucleotides. RefSeq names its product Fc receptor like 5 (gene FCRL5). The transcript is spliced from 21 exons. Lineage: Eukaryota; Metazoa; Chordata; Mammalia; Sirenia; Trichechidae. Gene Ontology annotation, cellular component: plasma membrane. Gene Ontology annotation, molecular function: transmembrane signaling receptor activity. Gene Ontology annotation, biological process: cell surface receptor signaling pathway. The record is from RefSeq and is a predicted model, not a curated record. The coding region runs from base 96 to 3704 and encodes 1202 amino acids.
UUGGUGGUGGUGUGGACACAGCCUGCUUUGGAUCUGGGUUGGAUUGGUCCAUCUCCUGGAGAAUACUGCUCCUUCAGUUCCUGGAGUAGGCGUCCAUGCUGCUGUGGGUGUCCCUGCUGGUGCUCGCUCCAGUCAGUGGAAAAACUGCAACUGCUCCCAAGCCUGUGAUUUCCAUCUAUCCUCCAUGGAUCCCAGUCUUCCGAGGAGAGACAGUGCUUCUGACUUGUGAUGGACUUGGCUUCUAUGCACCAGGGAAAACAAAAUGGUACAGUAGGUACAGUGAGGCAGAAACCCCAGGAAAUACCCUCAAGGUUCGUACUUCUGGAGAGUACAGAUGCCAGACCCAGAACUCACCCCUCAGUAGCCCUGUGCGCUUGCAAUUUGAUUCAGGUUCCCUCCUCCUACAGGCCCCAUACUCUGUGUUUGAGGGUGACACGCUGGUUCUGAGAUGCCAGAAGCGGGGGACAAGGAAGCUGAUGGCUGUGAAAUACUUAUGGAAUGAAAACACUCUUUCGUAUUUUAAUGAAAGCUUGCACUUUUUGAUCGCACAAGCAAGUUCAAAUAACAGUGGCCGUUAUAGCUGCAUUGGCUAUGAAGACAAAAAAUAUCUACUUAAAUCGACUUACAAAAUUAUCAAAAUUAAAGAGCUCUUUCCACUUCCGGAGCUGAAAGCCACAACCUCCCAGCCAACCGAAGGGAAUCCUGUCAACCUGAGCUGUCAAACCCAGCUUCAUCCAGAGCGGUUGGCCACUCCGCUUCACUUCAUCUUUUUCAGAGAAAAUGGGGUCAUCCUGUCAAACUGGAGCAGGUCCUCGGAACUCCACAUGCCAAGUGUCUGGAGCAGUGACUCAGGAUGGUACUGGUGUGAGGCCGGAACAGCGAUGCUCAGUGUGCGCAAAUGCAGCCUCCCAAUACAGAUCCACGUGCAGAGAGUUCCUGUGUCUGGAGUGCUCAUGGAGACCCAGCCCCCGGGGGAGCAGGCAGUUGAAGGGGAGAAGUUGGUCCUUGUCUGUUCCGUGGCCGAGGGCACAGGAGACACCACAUUCUCCUGGCACAGGGAGAGCAUGAAGGAGAGAGUGGGGAGGACAUCUUGGCAUUCCCAGACAGCAGAGCUGCAGAUCCCUGUUAUCAGGGAGAGUGAUGCCGGGGGAUAUUACUGUACAGCUGAUAACGGCUUUGGCCCCAUCCAGAGUGAGGUCGUGAACAUCACUGUGAGAAGGACUCCAAGGAACAGAAGUGAACUUAUUGCUGCAGGAGUCACUGGGGGGCUGCUCAGCAUCCUUCUUCUGCCCACGGCUCUGCUGUUUUACUGCUGGCGCCAGAGGAAAUCAGGGACUUCCACAAGUGAAAGCCUGAACCCAGGAUCUAGUGCCCCGACUACCCGGCUCCCCACAGCAACUACUCCCAAGCCUGUGAUUUCCCUCAAUCCUCCAUGGAUCCCAGCCAUUGAAGGAGAGACAGUGCUGCUGACUUGCAAUGGAUUUGACUUACACUCACCAAGGAGAAUAACAUGGUACCAUGGGAACACUAACUGGACAACCACAGAAAACACCCUCAAGGUUCACACAGCUGGAGAGUACAGGUGCCAGAUCCAGGACUCAGCCUCUAGUUACCCUGUGCACUUGCAAUUUUCAUCAGCGCCACUAACCCUGCAGGCUCCGGUCUCUGUGUUUCAAGACGACUCUGUGGUUCUGAAAUGCCGAGCAAAGGAGAAUGUAGUACUGAAUAGUCUGAAAAUUUACAAGAAUACAAAAAUCCUGACAGUCCUUAAUAAUAGCCCAGAAUUCCACAUUCAUCAAGCAAGUCUGAAGGACAAUGGUGAAUAUUUUUGUAAAGGAGAUAAGGAAUCUAAUAAAUUUGUUUCUUCAAACUCAGUGAAAAUCGAAGUCGAAGUUUUUUUUCUCUUCUCAGGCCCCGUAUCUCAGCCUGUCCUCACCUUCAGUCCUUCUGGGGCCCAGGCUUUUGAGGGAGACACCAGGACAAUUUACUGUGAAGCCUAUAGAGGCUCUCCUCCCAUCCUGUACCAGUUUUAUCACCAAGAUGUCAUCCUGGGCAAGAGCUCUAAGCUGUAUGGAGGAAGAGCAUCCUUCAGCCUUUCUCUGACAAAAGAGCAUUCUGGGAAGUACUACUGCACUGCUGAAAAUGACUUUGGCGUCAAGCGCAGUGAGGCUGUGAGCCUCUUAGUUACUGUACCCGUGUCUCAGCCUGUUCUCACCCUCCAGUCUCCUGGGGCAAGAGUUCUUGAGGGAGAAGAGAUAACAUUUUACUGUAAAGCCCAGAGAGGUUCUCCGCGUAUUGUGUACAAGUUAUAUCAUGAGGGUGUCUUCCUGAGGAGCAGAUCUAACCCCUAUGGAGGAGGAGCGUUCUUCAAACACUCUCUGACUGCAGAGCAUUCUGGGAAGUACUACUGCACAGCUGAAAAUGGCUUUGGCCCCCAGCAAAGUGAGGCUGUGAGCCUCUUUGUCACUGUUCCAGUGUCUCACCCAGUCCUCACCAUCAGGGCUCCCAGGACCCAGACUGCGGUGGGGGACGUGGUGGAGCUUCACUGUGAGGCUCAGAGAGGCUCUCCCCCUAUCCUGUACUGCUUCUAUCAUGAGGAUGUCACCCUAGGGAACAUUUCAGUCCUCUCUAAAGGAGGAGCAUCCUUCAGCCUUUCUCUGACUGAAGAGCAUUCUGGGAGCUACCACUGCACAGCUGACAAUGGCCUGGGGACCCAGCACAGUUAUUCCGUGUCACUCAGUGUCAGAGUUCCAGUGUCUCGCCCUGUCCUUACUCUCUGGACUCCCAGGACCCAGACUGUGGUGGGAGACUUGGUGAAGCUUCACUGUGAGGCUCAGAAAGGCUCUCCCCCGAUCCUGUACUGGUUCUACCAUGAGGAUGUCACCCUAGGGAAUAUCUCAGUCCUCUCUGGAAGAGGAGCAUUUUUCAAUCUCUCUCUGACCACAGAACAUUCUGGAAAUUACUCCUGUGAGGCCAACAAUAGCCUGGGGGCUCAGCUUAGUCAUGUGGUGACACUUAAUGUCAAAGUUCCAGUGUCUUCCCCAGUCCUCACCGUCAGGGCUCCUGGGGCCCAGGCUGUGGUGGGGGACGUGGUGGAGCUUCACUGUGAGGCCUGGAGAGGCUCUCCCCCGAUCCUGUACCAGUUCUAUCAUGAGGAUGUCAUCCUGGGGAACAGCUCGGUCUGCUUCAGAGGAGGAGUGUCCUUCAACCUCUCUCUAACCAUCGAACAUUCUGGAAAUUACUCCUGUGAGGCCGACAAUGGCCUGGGGGCCCAACGCAGUGAGGCAGUAACACUCUCCAUCAGAGUGUUUACAGGAAGCAGAAGUGGCUCUGUGGCCACACAAGUCACCAGGGGGCUGCUCAGCAUGAUGGGCCUGGCUGCUGUGGCACUGCUGUUCUGUUACUGGCUCCUGAGAAAAGCAGGAAGAAAAUCCACCUCUGACCCCACCAGGAGUCCUUCUAACUCGGACCCCCAAGAGCCCACCUACCACAAUGUACCAGCCUGGAUAGAACUGCAGCCAAUGUACAGCAAUGUAAAUCUUAAAGGAGGAGAAGUGAUUUACUCGGAAGUCCGGAGCAGCCGAAAAGAAAAGACCUGUGCAGUGACCUCUGCACCAAGACUUCUCAAGGACCAGGACUCCUCUGUCAUCUACUCCCAGGUAAAGGUGUCAUCAACCCCGGCAUCCUCAGCUGCUCAUAGAUGAGUCCACACAUCUCUCCAACUGCUGCCUCAGCCUCUAACCCCCAACACCAUCUUUGGGGAGGAAAGGCACUGAAGUGGGAAGAUUUAAACUGCCCAAGGCUCCUUCCAGCAGCCUUGGUGUUGGGUUGCCCACACUCCCAGUCUGACUAAAAUUCAAAGCCUCUCUGGACUCCCACCUAUUUUCCAACUCACAGCUCUGCAGUUCUUUUGUCUACUGACACAUUGCUGUCAAACCAGGGCCCCACCAGGUCUCCUGGCUUUCUUAAUGGACUUUGGCUUUGGUCACUAUUCUCCUUCCCGCUCCCAUACACACCCAGCAUUCCUCAUGAAGAUGGCUCCUGAACUCCAACAUAGGAGUCCUGCUUUCAGUGGGUGGAUUUCUCAACUGCCAUCAGCCGGGUGGGGCUACUGAGGUGCUCUGCCAAGUAGGACAUCACAGGCCCACAGAGACACAUACACUGAACUUGUUAUGGGCCUCCCCAUAGUUGGACUGCAUUCAUGCUCCCCCAUCUGCUUGAAACUCUUCAGAUCAACAUUUAACACCAGGGUGAGAUCUCUCCUGCCCAUGUGCCUAUAUCUACCUGCCUGGGUAGGUGGCUCUCACACCCCAGGUCGCAGCUCCUGCCCAUCUUGCCAGAAAUAACUCAAAAAAAGUCAUUGCCAGGGGGACCAGGGAUGUAGAUGGGAAGCAUAUUGGAAUAUAGAAGGUCUCAAUUACUAUUGAUUGAUUGAAAGAAUAGAUGAAUGAGUGAAUGAGUAAGACAUUACAGGUAAUUAUAGGGCAUUCUUAACCUCGAACUGGAAUCUGAUCCAGUGGCCUUCCUAGGAAAUCCAAGAGGUACUCCUCUCUCCUCCAUAUGGAAGAAAUAAACUAAGAGAAGGAGUUUGGGCAAGGAAGGCUCUGUUCAGUAAUGUGGAGGUCUUCUCAGACUUGAAUAUAUUUAUGGAUCACCUAGCAUCUUGUUAAAAUGCAGAUUUUGAUUCAAGAGAUCUGAGUGGAUCCUGAGAUUCUGCAUUUCUGACAAACUCUCAGGUGAUGUUGAUGAUGCUGGUCCUCAGACCACACUGAGUAAGACGGUCUUAGUGGGUUUAGAAGAUUUGGGGCAAAGAAUUAUUUUACCCAAAGAAUUUGGUCUUUGUCCUAGCUUCCUAGGAGAUAACCUCUUGGAAUCUUGGAAUUUCCUGAGUUACUGGAGUAUUUUUGUUAUUCAUGGAGAGCUCCAGAACACACUUGGUAGCUAAUACUAAUAGGUGACUCAGGGUGUGAGUCUCAGAAGACCCACACUGUGAUCAGCCUGACCUCUGGGGUGGAAGGGGAGGUGAGCUCGAGAGAGAGUUCAACCAUGUGGGCAGUGAGUCAGGCAAUCAUGCCAACAUAAUAUCUCUCCUUUAUGCAGGUCCUGUUUUGUAUCCUCCAUAAUAAAUCAUAAGUAUAUAAUCGUAACACUUUCCUGAGUUCUUUAAAUUGUUGUAGAGAAUUAUCAAACCUGAGAGGGUAGUGGGAACCCCCUAAUUUUUAACCAGCAUGUCAGAAGUACAGGUGUUCUGGGGACCCUUGAGCUUUGGUUGGUGUCUGAAGUCUUGGGUAGACUUGGCAGUCUGGAGGACUAUUCCCUUUAACCUAUGAGAUCUGACCUAGUUCCAGGCAGUUAAGAUCAGAAGAACUGCAUUGCAGUUAGUGAAUUGAAUAGACUCGACGGCAACAGGUUUGGUAUGGUUUUUGGUUGAUAUAGAGAGAUACAAAGUAAGUAUUAUGAUGAUAUUUGCAAAGACCUGCAGAUAGAAAACCAAAAGGGAAGAACACAUUUGGCAUUUCUCAAGCUGAAAAAACUGAAGAAAA